Messenger RNA from Rubroshorea leprosula, 1612 nucleotides. The record is from the annotation of a GenBank genome assembly. Lineage: Eukaryota; Viridiplantae; Streptophyta; Magnoliopsida; Malvales; Dipterocarpaceae.
AAAUACUGCAGUUCGCCGUCAUCCCACGACUUUUCUAAUCCCACAGAAUCCUCCAACUCAUUAUCUCAUAUAUUCAAUCUUCACUUUUUAAUCUUUAUAUUAAUCCAUCUCCAUCCUCCCAUCGACAACCUGCGGCUAAUUCUUCAUCAAAUGGCCUCACUUUCUUUCACUCGGAUCGGAGGAGGGCACCACCAGAGCCCAGUUGCUGACUUUGCUGGGUCUCGCCGGUUGGCUGCGCCAGCAACGGCUCGUCCGGGACGAGUUGCCUUAAGGGUUUUUGCUUCUGAGAGUCGAGGAGAGCCGGACUUGAGUGUCACUGUAAAUGGAUUGAAUAUGCCCAAUCCAUUUGUUAUCGCGUCGGGCCCACCCGGUACAAAUUAUACUGUCAUGAAGAGAGCCUUCGAUGAAGGUUGGGGUGCUGUGAUUGCCAAAACUGUUUCACUAGAUGCAGCCAAAGUAAUAAAUGUAACUCCUCGAUAUGCAAGGCUACGAGCAGGAGCAAAUGGCUCUGCCAAAGGACAGAUUAUUGGGUGGGAGAACAUAGAGCUAAUAAGUGACAGACCUUUUGAAACUAUGUUGAAAGAAUUUGAGCAACUGAAAGAAGAAUAUCCUGAUAGGAUUCUAAUUGCUUCUAUCAUGGAGGAGUAUAAUAAAGCUGCUUGGGAAGAAAUUAUUGACAGAGUUGAGCAAACUGGGAUUGAUGCCAUUGAAGUAAAUUUCUCCUGCCCUCAUGGAAUGCCCGAGCGUAAAAUGGGUGCUGCAGUUGGACAAGAUUGUGCAUUGUUGGAGGAGGUUUGUGGAUGGAUAAAUGCAAAAGCAACUGUUCCUGUGUGGGCAAAGAUGACUCCUAAUAUCACUGACAUCACACAGCCAGCUAGAGUGGCUUUGCGAUCAGGAUGUGAGGGGGUGUCUGCCAUUAAUACAAUCAUGAGUGUAAUGGGAAUUAAUCUCAAUACCUUGCGUCCAGAGCCUUGUGUUGAGGGGUACUCAACACCUGGGGGCUAUUCAUCCAAGGCUGUCCAUCCUAUUGCCCUUGGAAAGGUGAUGAGCAUUGCAAAAAUGAUGAAAUCAGAAUUUAAUGACAAGGAAUACUCUCUUUCUGGCAUUGGGGGUGUUGAGACUGGCAGUGAUGCAGCUGAAUUUAUUCUUCUUGGAGCAAAUACUGUUCAGGUCUGUACCGGGGUCAUGAUGCACGGUUAUGGCCUUGUGAAGAAGCUCUGUGAAGAGCUAAAGGAUUUCAUGAAGAUGCACAAUUUCUCAUCGAUAGAAGAUUUCAGAGGGGUUUCUCUUCAAUAUUUUACAACUCACAUGGAUUUGGUGCGACGACAGCAAGAAGCAAUUCAGCAGAGGAAGGCUAUCAAGAAAGGUUUGCAAUCUGACAAGGACUGGACAGGAGAUGGAUUUGUAAAAGAGAGUGAGAGCAUGGUUUCUAACUAAAUCAUACAACUCCAGUAAGUCUUCUCCCUUGUAUGAUAAAAAAUAAAGGAGCUUCCUUUAUAUGCAUGUCAGAAAUGUGGUGUAACUGGCUGACAUACUAAUGCAAUAACUUUUCUUUAAAUUGUCUGGCGAAGUUAAUUGAAAGCAAAUUGUGAAUUAAAAACAUACAGUAGUU